This is a messenger RNA of Pantherophis guttatus, 6000 nucleotides long. RefSeq names its product endothelin receptor type A (gene EDNRA). Gene Ontology annotation, cellular component: plasma membrane. The record is from RefSeq and is a predicted model, not a curated record. Lineage: Eukaryota; Metazoa; Chordata; Lepidosauria; Squamata; Colubridae. Gene Ontology annotation, molecular function: endothelin receptor activity. Gene Ontology annotation, biological process: vasoconstriction; developmental pigmentation; enteric nervous system development.
CCUCGCUCGCUCUCCUUCUAGCAGUGGAGGUGGAGAGUCCCAAAGCCAGCCAGCCAGCCAGACGGAGACGGGAGGAUUUACAAAGUCUUUUUGGAGGAAACGCCGCCAGAAGCCACUUCCUGCCAACUUGCGGUGCCGCGCGCCUCGAGCCCCGAACUUUCCUCGCGCCGCCUCGGACUGGAGCGGCUGCGCGGCAGGAGCGCUUCUCUUUCGGGGACGCACCAAACGUGCUGCUCUACACUUUUUGAAGUAUGGUCAUCAACACACUACCAAAAGGUUUUUAAGUAAAACAUAUUUUAUUGAUUUGGAAGAUUUAAAAAUGGAAACAUUUCAUUUUUGGAUAAUCUUGGGACUUUUUGUAACUGGAUCUGUCAUCAGUGAAGGUUCAGAAAGAGACUUUUCCAGCCUGAAUGACUCUGGAAUCUCUGCCAUAGAAAUGGAAGAUAAAUUAAUUAUUCCUGCCAAUCAUUCCAACACUAGCGAGAGUAAUUGUCUAAAAAGUCCCAGAAUGACUAAUACUUUUAAACAUAUCAAUACAGUAAUUUCUUGUGCAAUAUUCAUCAUUGGGCUUGUUGGGAAUGCAACUCUUCUGCGGAUAAUCUAUCAGAACAAAUGUAUGAGGAAUGGACCUAAUGCAUUGAUAGCCAGUCUGGCCUUGGCAGAUCUCAUCUACAUCAUCGUAGAUAUUCCUAUCCACGUAUAUAAGCUUCAUUUUCCAUAUGCCUUUGCGAUGACACAGUUUGGACAAUUUCUUUGCCCUGUUGUUCCUUUUAUUCAGAAGGCAUCUGUGGGAGUCACUGUUCUUAAUCUCUGUGCCCUAAGUGUAGACAGGUACCGAGCAGUUGCUUCCUGGAGUCGUGUUCAGGGAAUUGGUAUCCCCUUGAUUACUGCCAUUGAAAUUUAUUGUAUUUGGAUUCUUUCCUUCGCCCUGGCUAUUCCAGAAGCAAUUGGUUUCACCAUUGGAGAGUUGAUUUAUCAUGAAAAACGGCUCAAAACCUGUAUGCUAAUACCAAACAAUAGCUUCUUGAAAUUUUACAUUAAAAUAAAACACUGGUGGCUCUUUGGUUUCUAUUUCUGCAUGCCACUUGCUUGCACGGCAUUCUUUUAUACCCUGAUGACCUGUGAAAUGUUGAACAGGAGGAAGAGUAAUUUGAGAAUUGCUCUCAGUGAACAUCUUAAGCAGCGCCGAGAAGUUGCUAAAACAGUUUUCUGUUUAGUUGUGAUUUUUGCUCUUUGCUGGUUUCCUAUGCAUCUAAGCCAGAUACUGAGAAAUAUGUUCUAUGACGAAAAAGACCCCAAUAGAUGUGAAUUCUUCAGCUUUUUGUUGACUAUGGAUUAUAUCAGCAUUAACCUAGCAACCAUCAAUUCCUGCAUAAAUCCUAUAGCACUCUAUUUUGUGAGCAAGAAGUUCAAAAACUGUUUCCAGUCAUGCCUCUGCUGUAUUUGUCAUCGGACAGGAAGUCAGAUGUCCUCUGUCCCCAUGAAUGGGACCAGCAUUCAGUGGAAGACUAAUGAACUGAAUAACCACAAUACAGAACGUAGCAUCCACAAAGACAGCUUAAAUUGAGAUUCAGCAAAGACUGUGCUUCUGAAUCUAAGGAAAAGACAACAGAUACGAUAUCUACGAUUGAACAAACUUAUUUAUUUGGAAGCUCUGUGCGCUAGCACUUAAUUCCAGAGAUAAGCAGAAAGAACAGAUGUGCAUAAAGGGAUUCCAAAUGGUUCUUUUUCUUAUAAAGAAAUUCACUUUUUGCAGGAACGAGAAGAAUCGACAUGGUACUCUGCAAAGUGUUAACAGAUUUCAGCCAGAACAUCUAGCUGUAUGUUAUGUUACAUAUUCUGUUAUAUCAUUUUAAUUUUAUAAUCUUAAUGAAUUUUCUUGAAUGUCAAGAAUUGUGAAAUCAUGGGACCUGUAUCUACUCUGUAAUAACAACAUUCUUUUGUCAGGAAAUAUUUUAGUUAUUGUAUAGGUAGUCCUCAAUUUACAACUAUAAUAGGGACUGGAAAAUUUGUUGUUAAGUGCUACUUUCACUAAGGAAAGCAUCACAUGUUGACAUCCAAUUUUACGACCAUUUUCACAUAGUCAAGUGAAUCACCAUGGUUAUCAAGCAAGAUAUUACCAGACUAGCUUGAGACCUCUCUGUCAGCUUCCUCACUGACUUUGUUAGAAACAAACUGCUAGGAAGGUUACAAAUUGUGAUCAUGUGAUGGCAGAAUGUUGCAACCAUCAUAAACAUGCAAUGAUUAGCAAGCACCUCAGUCAUAAUCAUGUGACUGCAGAGAUGUUGCGACGAUGUGUAAAUGAGAAAACCAGUCAUUAAUUACUUUUUUCAGUACUGCUGCAACUUUGUACUGUUGCUAAAUGAAUGGACGUUAAGCAAGGACUGCCUGUAUUUCAUAUUUGGAAGCAUGUUCAGCCAAAAACAUUUUUAUAACUGUAAUAUAUAUGUUAAAUUAGAUCUAACCAGUAUUUUAUGUGUUGUAAUGUAACAAAUGAGACAUAAUUUGGAAAAUUAUUUUGGGAGGGGGGAUUGCCAACCACUGGUUUGUGGGUAAAGAUAUAAUAUUAGAACUUAACAUUUAGGACAUAAACUUAGGCCCAAAAGAUAGAGCAGUGUAUUAGCAGGCAAAUUUUAAAUAAACCAUAUGCAGACACAAAAUGAUAUAUGUUCUCUGUGAAAAUACCUUUCAACAGCUAUACAUAUUUCUCUGUAGCAAAUGAAUCCAAUGUUGAACUGUCCUCACUUUUUAUAACAUUCAACUGGAAUCUAUGUUCUGACAAAUUAAGACCAUUACACCAUAUCCAUCACUCUAUUUGUGAUAGCUAUUCAGAUAUUUGAAAAAAUGCUUUUAAAUUUCCCCUCAGACUUUUCAAGGUCAAACAUAUCCACUUCCUCUCAAAAGACUUACAUUUCCUUGUUAUCCUUCUAUGCAUCUUUUUCAGUUUCUCAAACUGAAAAAAACACAUAUGAUCUUGUCAUUAAAUAUUGUAAAAAUGGCAAUGUAUAUAAAAACAGUUUUAAAUUCUAUUUCAUAAAAUUAAUGCUAUAUUUUCAAUUGUUAAUGAUAUACUUAAGAUUGAUAAUUCUGGCAUUCUUUUGCAGACAAAUCCUAAAACAUAAACCUCUAUGGUGGGCAGAAUCAAGAUGUGAACCCUGGUCUUUCUCUUUGCCAACCUUUUUUCCUGUUUUGCUUGGAUGUCUUUUUCUUUUUUGUUCCAUUUUUCUUUCUUUUGCUACCAUAACAUGUUAUCAAGAAAUGGAGAGAUCAACUAUCCAUAAUUUUGACAUGGCCUCUUUUGAAGGACUGCUGAAAACAACAUGUGACCUGAACAUUCUUUACAGUUCAUUUUGGAGAAAUAAGAUUUUACAGAAGAAUUUCUACAAUAAAUUACAUGGCACUUAUGUGUGCUUAUAAAAACCAUUCUCUAACAGAACAGCACACAUAAUUCCUGCCUAGAUAAAUGUGAAUAAAAAAAAACUCUUGGGAGUCUAAAUGAAUUUUUCAAAAGAAUCUAUUGAACAUAUUCUUCUAUCUUAAUUAAGUUAGAGGGGACACUAUAGGGAUGAACAAAUAUGUUGGUUUUGAAACUUCUAUUUUUAUCGUUUUUCUAGUCUUAAUUUUUUUCAACCAAUUCCACAUUACAUGAAUAAUUUUGUUUUUUAAAAGUGUGCACAUGAAAAUUCAUUUAUAAAUUUAUGAAUGCUUCCCACAAAAUAUACUGUUUAUAAUUUGUACUACUACAUGUCUUGACAAGCAAGUUGCCAAAUACUGUGCAUUCUGUACAUUAUUACCAUUAAUACAGACAUUUCUGAGCAUUCUUCCAUAACAUGCAAAUACAGUUUCAGUUUGCAUAUUGGUAAAAAGUUACAUAAGUUUACAUUAAAAUACCAAGCAAAUGUUUUCACCUUUAGAAAGGAACUUUAGCUUGAGAAUUAUAUUCUGCUUCUUAAAGAAUUGUGCACAGUGAUGAAAUCCAAUAUUUUUUACUACCAGUUUUGUGAGCGUGGCUUGGUGAAAGUGGGGUGGCUUGGUGGGAGUGGCAGGGAAAGGAUACUGCAAAAUCUCCAUUCCCACCCCACUCCAGGGGAAGGAUACUGCAAAAUCUCCAUUCCCACCCCACUGAGGCCAGCCAGAGGUGGUAUUUGCUAGUUCUCCAAACUACUCAAAAUUCCUACUACCGGUUCUCUGAACUGCUCAAAAUUUCCGCUACUGGUUCUCCAGAAUCUGUCAGAACCUGCUGGAUUUCACCCCUGGUUAUGCAAUACUGAACCAUUUCUUAAGGCAGCAUGACAUCUUGCUUUUGGGCAUAUGGAUGCCUAGAGAUAGCUGGGAUGUAUUAAUGAAUACCAAAGGGUGCUUUUGUUCACACAGAGUCCAGAACACUUCUGAAUAAUUUUUCAAAACUUUUCAUAGAAAUAAUUAAUAUUUGGACUGAGCUGAGAUAAAUCCCAGGGAAUUCAAAGUUUGUUACCUGUUAUAAAUAGGUAGCUCAGCAAAUAACAGCACUCAGCUGAUUUUGGCUGUUUUUGAAAUCUUAAGCAGAUCCCGUCUAAUUAGUUGGAUGGAGAUCAAUAGGAAAUUCCAAGGCUGUAUGUUAAGUUGGGUAGUUAAGUUGGCUAGUUAAGAAAACACCCUGGAAAAGAUAAGAAAUCAUUUCUCUACUGUUGUCAAACACCCUAUUGUAUAUGGGUCUUUAGAGAUAAUCAAUUCAAGGGAAUCUUGAUUUUUUUAAAUGAGUAAACAACAAAAUUCUUUUGUUUCCUGGAGUGCCUAAUGGACAGUAGGGCACCCGAUUCCUCCUCCUAACUGGAUUCUAGUUUUAGAGGCAAGAAUCUUUUAUUAACUUUAUUCUUUUCUUUGAUAUUCAGACUUAUGAUGCCCAGUAUUGGAAAAUCUCAGUUGGGAAAGUCUCAAAGGAAGCCAAGGGCAGGAUGGAAUACGAGGGUAUGAUCUAUAGUUUUGAGAUAAGAUUUAGAACAGUGAAAUUCUAUUACUGCUUUAAAUAGGGAUCCAGAUAUUCAAUAUUAGUCUUAAUACAUUGUAACAUUGAUGUGCUGUUCCUGCUUUUAUUUUAGGUCAUUAAAGAUAAUGGAGCUCUCUAUCAGAGUAACUGGUUAAAUAGCUCUAUCCAUCAUGUUAACUUUAAUGGGAAGGACAAGUGAAUAUUGAGAAUUGCCGCUAAUCAGGGCCGGAUUUAGAUGGAAAGAGGCCCUAGGCUAUUCCACUUAUGAGGCCCUUUCACCUAUAGUGAAAGUGUAAUUUUAAUUUUGCUAACAAUUUGAAUGUAGGCCCCUCUUGAUCUUGAGGCCCUAGGCUGAAGCCUACUUAGCCUAUAGGAAAAUCCGGCCCUGUCGCUAAUAUGCUCAAAAGUAGAUGCAAAGCUAAGUCCAAUUAUUCUUUCUCCAUAGUGGUCAGUUUUUGAUAACUAAUUCAAUGUUCAGAAUUCCUCUGCAGCAAUUAUAACUUAAGUAGGUCUUUUAGUCAUUGUUAUACAUGAUGCUUUAAGUAUCUCUUGGAGAAAUCAAAUUUUAAAAAUAUAGUGAAAAUGUAAAAUGUGAAUCCAUAUAUAUCAUUAUAAUCCAAAUGACUUCUCUAUCAUAAUGUCUAUGGUGAGGUUCUUAUGAGCAGCAUUUUAUUUUCCAACAAAAUGGGUUGCUUAUAACAACACAAUUUACACUGUACUGCUACAGAAUAUUCUUAGCCAAUUUCUGAUGUCUGCUAUGCUUAGGUAUGCAAAAUAACCAUUUGGUUUUGAACCUUCAAUAAUUUCAAGUAUCUACAAUUCUGUACAAAAAUAAGGUCAAUUUGCUGAACAGUUAUACCCAUCUUCAUAUAGAAGAUAAUAUUGUAAUUUGUAUAUAUGAAAUGUCUAUGUAAAUGUCUAUAGGUAUUUUGAUAUAUACUUCUCAUAGCUUUCUUCUGUUUAUAUACGUAUUCUUGUUUUCAAAUAAAAUGUAAUGUGUUGACAUUGCUCUAUAAUAAAGCAGAAGAGCAUGC